Molecule: messenger RNA, 1443 nt
Organism: Triticum urartu
Lineage: Eukaryota; Viridiplantae; Streptophyta; Magnoliopsida; Poales; Poaceae
Source: RefSeq, a predicted model, not a curated record
AUCAUUGCGCCACCAUCACCUUCUCCUCUCUCUCAGCAGCAAUCAAUCCCAACACUUCUUGCACACGAGUGAGCGAGGGACGACAUGCCUGCCGGGAAGACGAUGCAGCAGAACACGGCGACGAAACCCAUCAGGUGCAAAGCGGCGGUUUGCAAGGUGGCCGGGCAGCCGCUGGAGAUGGAGGAGGUGGAGGUGGCGCCGCCGCGGGCGCACGAGGUCCGCGUCAGGAUACUAUGCACCUCGCUCUGCCACACCGACGUCACCUUCUGGCGCAUGAAGGGUUCCCCGCCCCGGCAUCCGUCAAUCCUGGGGCACGAAGCAGCCGGUGUGGUGGAGAGCGUGGGGGAUGACGUGCACGAGGUGGCCGUCGGGGACACGGUGGUGUCGGUGUUCUUGGCGCAGUGCGGCGACUGUCCCGACUGCGUCUCGGACCGCAGCAACAUCUGCUCGGGGCUACCCGCCGGCCGGCCCGGCAUGCCGCGCGACGGUACGACCCGCUUCUCGUUCGCCGCCACCGGCGAGCCCAUCAACAACUUCCUUGGCGUGUCCAGCUUCACCGAGUACACGGUCGUCGACGUCGCGCAGGUCGUCAGGCUUGAGCCUGGCGUCCCGCCGGAGAAGGCCUGCCUGCUCAGCUGCGGCGUGUCCACCGGUGCAGGAAUCGGCGCGGCGUGGAAGGUGGCGGCGGUGGAGCCCGGGUCUAGCGUCGCCGUGUUCGGGCUAGGCGCCGUCGGGUUGGCGGUAGCACAAGGGUGCAGGAUGCGUGGGGCUAAGCGGAUCAUUGGGGUCGAUCUGAACCCGGAAAAGUGCGGCAUCGGUAAGAGGCUGGGAAUCACCGACUUCAUCAAUCCGAACGAUAUCGGGGAGAAGACCGUGAGCGAGGUCGUCAAGGAGAUGACCGGCGGCGGCGCCGACUACUGCUUCGAGUGCAUCGGCUCGACAUCGGUCAUGGCGGAAGCGUUCCAAAGCUCCCGAAUGGGCUGGGGGAAGACGGUUGUGCUGGGCGUCUCCAAUGGCGUUGCGCCGAUGAGCAUACCCUCGCACGACAUCCUCCGGGGGAGGUCGGUCGUCGGCUCGCUCUUCGGCGGGCUCAAGCCCAAGACCGACGUCCCGAUCCUGGCUCAGAAGUAUCUGGACAAGGAGGUGGAGCUGGACGAGUUCGUGACGCACGAGAUGGGGUUCCACGACAUCAACGCGGCGUUCGAGCUGCUCGUCCAGGGGAAGUGCCUCAGGUGCAUCCUCUGGAUGGACGGGGCCAAGGAGAACGGCAGUGUCGGCGUGGAAAAUGGGCGCGCGUGCAAGGCCAAGGCGUGACUGGCAUCGUUGUCCUCUCGUGACUAGCCACGAUAGUCAUUGCUCGUCUGUGGGCGACCUAUCAUUGUCCUGGGCUUCGCUGUAAUGUCGUUGUUCAUUUGCAAGCCAGAUGUGGUAAUUUAUUUUGCA